AUGCAGAUCAAGGUCACCGAAGAAUCUCAGAAAUAUCUCGUAGUUAACACCCACAAAGGUUUGUACGCGUAUACUAGAUCGCCGUUUGGAAUUUCGAGUGCCGCUUCUACUUUUCAACGGAUUAUGGACGAGAUACUGGCGGGCAUAGAGGGUGUUGAGAGUUAUCUAGACGAUAUUUUGAUUGGGAGUGAGACUAUUAAAGGAUUGUUUAAAAAUGUUUAUAAAGUGCUUGAUCAGCUGCUAAAGCACAAAGUAAAAGUUAACUGGAACAAGAGUGAGUUUCUAGUGCAAGAGAUUAAGUAUUUACGGCACAAGGUUUCGGAGAAAGGUCUCAGUCCGUCAGAUGAGAAGAUCGAAGCCAUCGUUGAUGCCCCACGUUCCAGAGAUGUUUCGCAACUAAAAUCGUUUCUAGACAUGAUCAAUUACUAUUCGAAGUUUAUCCCUAAUUUGUCAGUGAAACUUAGUCCUCUUUAUACGUUGUUGAAAAAAAACUCUCGUUUUGAAUGGAAUGAAAAGUGCGAGCAAGUGUUUGGGGAGUGUAAGAAGCUCUUGCUAAGUAACAACCUGUUGGAAUUGUAUAACCCUGAGUUGCCCAUCGUGGUCAUUUGUGAUGCGAGUUCAAAUGGGGUGGGCGCAGUGUUAUGUCACAGAGUAGGCGAGAUAGAAAAGCCGGUGUUCUAUGUUUCUAGUACUCUGUCUGCGUCGGAAAAGAAUUAUCCGAAUCUUCAUCGGGAAGCACUUGGGAUUGUAUUUGGGCUUACUAAGUUUUUCAAGUACAUUUACGGUAAAAGAUUUAAAGUCGUUACCGAUAACAAGCCGUUGGCUAGUAUCUUCAACUUCAAGAAGGGAAUUCCGUCAUUAACCGUAACGAGAUUGCAAAAGUACGUUCACAUGUUGUCUAUUUUUGAUUUUGAAAUUGAGUACCGACCGGGUUCGAAAAUUUCUAACGCCGAUGCUCUCAGUAGGUUGCCGACUCAGAGAGAAACAGGGAUAGAAGAUGUCGCUGAUCUACGUUGGGUGAGUGACGAAGCGGAAAUCGUCGAUCUAGAAAUGAUCGGUCGUGCAACUCAGGAGGAUCCGAGAAUGAGAGAACUUUUUACGUGUAUCAGAGAGGGAUGGAAAGAGAGUUCUGUGCCAGCCGAUUUAAGAUUUUUCUUUACGAAUCAAAGCUGUUUGUCACUGUACAAGAACUGUGUGAUGUAUUCUGAGAGAGUAGUUGCUCAAAGGUCUUGUAGGAUACGAAUCUUAGAGUUGUUGCACGGAUGCCAUCUCGGUGUCGUGCGCAUGAAACAGGCAGCUCGAAAGUUUGUGUUUUGGCAGGGCUUGGAUAAGGAAAUCGAAGAGAUCGUUCAGCAAUGCGAGGUGUGCAGUAGUAUGGGAAGAUCUGUCAAGAAAAAGUUUUCAGAAUGGCCUAAAGCUCUCCGUCCUUUUGGUCGUGUUCAUUUGGACUUUUUCCAAUUAGCCGGGUUUUUAAUUUUAAUUGAUGCUUACUCCAAAUGGAUGGAUAUUAGGAUGAUGCCGGAGAAGGAUGCGGAAGCAUUGAUCGACGUGCUGAAUUCAGUGUUUAGGAUUUUUGGCAAAUGUGAUACCCUUGUCAGCGAUAACGGUCCUCCCUUUUUGUAG
This is a messenger RNA of Wyeomyia smithii (pitcher-plant mosquito), 1623 nucleotides long. RefSeq lists its product as uncharacterized. The transcript has a single exon. Gene Ontology annotation, biological process: DNA integration. Lineage: Eukaryota; Metazoa; Arthropoda; Insecta; Diptera; Culicidae. Gene Ontology annotation, molecular function: nucleic acid binding. The record is from RefSeq and is a predicted model, not a curated record. Bases 1 to 1623 code for a protein of 540 amino acids.